UUUAGGUAUGGAGAAUCUCUGCGUUUCACUCGUGGGUGCCACUGGGCGGCCAUGGACACAAUCCAAGCGGCAAUCCAAGCUCAAUCGCAGGGUCAUUGCCGCGGCAUCAAUGUCUCGACAAGAGAUCAAGCGAUUCGUGAGCAAGAACUUCGUGUCACUGGCUCUCAUUGGUGGGAUGAGUAUUGGAAUGCUCGAGCCCAGGCCCGGACAGUUCGCUCAACACCUCGGCCUCUCGAGAUGGGCCACCGCGGGCAUAUUCCUCCUGUCUGGAUUUACUUUGCAGGACGGGGAUAUCAACAAAGCGCUUGAGGCAUGGCCGUUUGCCUUGCAAGGACUGAUUUCUAUUCUGUUUAUUACUCCUGCUGCUGCUUUGCUCGUCAUGCAAAUCAAGCUAAACCCUAAGGAGCUUGUCACUGGCCUUGCAAUCUUUUGCUGCGCACCAACAACACUCUCGACUGGCGUGUCGCUCACUCAGCUUGCUGGAGCAAACAAGGCACUUGCACUGGCGCUCACGAUAUCGUCCAACUUGCUAGCAGUCUUCACGAUGCCAGUAUCAGUUUCUCUGUGGAUUGGAAAGCUCGGGAUCAAAUUCCCUGCCAGUAAGCUCUUCCGGAGCUUAGUCCAGACGCUGGUGCUGCCUUUCGCGAUUGGAAAGCUGCUAAGAGAAGUUUUCUGCUUCUACCAUCCCGCGGAGUCCAUUGACAGACACCGCGAGGAGAUCUCGUUUGCGAGCGCUCUCUUGCUUAGCUCGGUACCUUGGAUGCAAAUAAGUUCUUCGAGGUCUUUGCUCUUACAAUUGGAUGCUAGAAACUUGAUUGCGGCACUCUUUCUGGGAAUUGCUUUGCAUUUCAUGUUCCUGGCAGUAAACAUGUUCCUCGUAUCACUAAUAAAAACAGGCUCAAAGGAAGAUGACGAAGCAUCCUCCCGAGCAGUCAUACUUGUUGCAAGCCAGAAAACACUGCCUGUUAGCGUUGCAGUGGUGGAAACUUUGAAGGCUGGAGAAGGCAGUGGGCUGCUUGUAUUACCAUGCAUUGCAGCUCAUUUUUCACAGAUUAUAUUAGACUCCAUACUGGUGGGUUUGUGGAAUCGAGGAAAAGAAGAUUAAAGUGGGAAUAAAAAUUAAAGAAAUUAUAGAAUAGGCUUUUAUAUAAUUAGUACAUCUAAUAUAUGUAGAUGAGUCUCGGAAAAAUAAUUUGAUGAAUUUAUAAAA
Molecule: messenger RNA, 1210 nt
Organism: Selaginella moellendorffii
Lineage: Eukaryota; Viridiplantae; Streptophyta; Lycopodiopsida; Selaginellales; Selaginellaceae
Product: probable sodium/metabolite cotransporter BASS4, chloroplastic
Exons: 12
Coding region: 8-1105 (365 amino acids)
Cellular component (GO): chloroplast envelope
Source: RefSeq, a predicted model, not a curated record